GCCCCCAGCGGGCGGCGGCCGCUUCCCCGUCCCCUUCUUUCCCCGCUGCGGGGCCCGCCGGAGCCGCAGAGGGCGCUGCCGGCCCCCGGCCGCCGCUUUCCGGGGAGGCGGCGACGGGAGCUGAGGGCUGCCGCCGAAAUGAUGGCAGAAGACUUAGAAAAAUUCAUUGAAGAUCAGAAGGCCAAGUUGGCACAAGAUAAGGCAGAACUUGAAAAUGAUCCACCGUAUAUGGAAAUAAGGAAUAAGGAAUCUGAGAAGCUUUCUGAGACUAGCAAAAUGUUAAUCUCCAUGUCUAAAGAAAAUAUACCUCCAAAUAGUCAACAGAACUGUCCUUUAGGUGACUAUGGCUUGAGUUUACCUCUUGGAGAAGAAUAUGAACGAAAAAAACAUAAGCUAAAAGAGGAACUUCGGCAAGAUUAUAGGCGAUAUCUUUCUCAGAAAAAUUACCUGACUACUGGUGAAGUAGAUCCUUAUACUCAGGGAUUAUCUCUUCCUAUUGAUGAGCGAAGGUCUGCCAAGGAGAAACUACGGCUUGAAAGAAACAAGGAGUACAAUCAAUAUCUCAGGGAUAAAGAAGAAUGGAAUGAAAAGAUAAGGAAAUUAGGGAGGAAAAACACAGAGCGUGAGACAGACAGGAAUAAAAAACUUAUUGCUGCUACCAAGCUCUGGCCAGAACCGCGUACAGAAGUAGAGCCCUGUAGUACAGCUGCAGAACCUCCCAAGAAAGAUGCCUUUACUUCUACAGAAGGUUAUGAAGAGCUGCUAAAUAAGAGACGGCUGGAGGAAGACAGGUACCACAGGCUAGAUGAUGAGGUUGAAUUAAGAAGUCGAUUAUUAAGUAAAAGACUUGAUGAGGAUUUGGAUGUUCCCAGUAGAAGACAUCGUGGAUUUCCUAGUCAAUCUGUAAUUCCCGUAAGAAGGUAUCACAGACUUGAUGAGGAUCGUGAUUUUGAUCGAAGAUACUACAGAAUGGACUAUGAACCUGAGAUAAGUGAAGAAUUUGACCCUAGAUUUAGAUGUGAAAGCGCUUAUGAGAGAAAACCUCCCCGAUAUUUUUAUGCUGAAAGGCCCAAUCUGGAUGGAGUAGUACGAGAUCUACCUGCAGAUUAUGAAGAUGAAUUAAAGGAAAGAUCACAUGUGCAGCAGGUUCCAAGAACUGGAAAUUUUAGAAAUCAGGCACAAAUUAGCUCUUCAGCUAAUGAACCUUCCAAGUCUGCUCCUGAAAUGACAUAUGCAACAGGCCUCGUUCUUGGUGGUCAGGACCUAGAACUUCUCCAAAGGAAAAAAGAGAAAUACAGGCAAGAACUAAUUGAACAGAUGGCUGAGCAACAGCGAAAUAAGAGACGUGAGAAGGAACUUGAGCUCUCAGUUGCUGCUUCUGGAGCUCUAGACCCAGAAAAGAAGCUAAGUGAUGAGGAGCCAAAUAGAUUGAGGCAGUUUGGCUUGACAGCAAGAGCUUCUGAAGAGAAAGUGCCACCUGAAAGGCCCAGGGUUGCUUUCCAAACUCCUGUGUCCAUGCCUUCCGUCUCUCCAGUGAAUGAAGACUUUCACCGAGGGCUUGCCAGCACUCUUGGUGAAAUGGCAGCUCCCAGGCUUGCACCUAUGCCACCACCUCCACCGCCAGUUUUGACAGACAACUAUAGAACACCUUAUGAUGAUGCUUAUUACUUUUAUGGGGCUAGAAAUCCUUUGGAUCCCAAUCUUGCGUAUUAUGGUACAGGUAUGAUGGGAAUGCAACCCACACCUAAUCUGGAUCCUCCAUUAGUUCAAGCCCCAGUAGAGCAAUCUCUAAGUAACAUUGGACAGAGGAAUACAGGAGACAGACAAAGAAGCAGAGGAGUUUUUUCUGAAGAAAAAUCAAAGUCCUCCAAAGAGGCAACAUUAUCUUAUCAACAAGAAUUGCAACAGCAGAUAAGAGAGAGAGAGGAAAGACGUAGACAAGAGAGAGAAGAGAAGGAACGCUAUGAAGCCAAGUUAGAAGCAGAAAUGAGGAAUUACAAUCCCUGGGGAAAAGGUGGAGGUGGCGCUCCUCUCAGAGAUGCAAAAGGAAAUCUGAUAACUGACUUGAAUAUGAUGCACAAGCAAAAUGAAGAUGCGUAUCAUAAUCCAGAGGCGAGACUAUACGAAGAUAAAAGGGCUAUUGUAUCUGUUGACCUAAGUUUGGCCUCCCCAAGACCUGAGAACGCAGAAGCAUCUACAAAUAAAAUAGCAGGUUUUACAUUUGCACAGACCUCUCCUUUUGCUCGGGGUAAUGUGUUCAGCGAACCCCUAUCUCCACAACAACUUAAGCGACAAGAGUCAUACAAGAACUUCCUUCGUCUGCAGAUUGAAGAGAAGAGGCGUAGAGAAGAAGCAGAGCGAGAAAAACUUAGAAUAGAAGAAGAAAAAGAAGAAAAACGACUGGCUGAACAGAGAAUGAGAAUUCAAAAAGCAUAUGAAGAUGAACAAGAAGAGAAAAGAAGGAAAGAGGAGGAGCGAAGAUUGAAAAAUAAAGAAAUAAUUCGAUUAGAUGAAGAGAGACAAAAAGAGGCAGAAAAAAGAAGAAAAGAAAAAGAAGAAAAGCAAGAUGAACAACUUAGACUAUAUCUUGAGAAGGAAAAAUUAGCAAAGAUGGAAGAGGAAAAAAAGAUGGUAUGCAGCCAUCUCCCUAUCAUUCCUGCUCUUCAGAACAAAUCAGUAAGAAAAGAAGAGAGGAUUCCAUCUGCUGAAAGCCACGUAUCUUACUAUACACAAGAUCCUCCACCUCCAAGGGUUCCUUCUCCACCUGUCCCUGCUAGAAGAAACCAGUUGCGUGCACUUGAGGAAAGAAAGAAUGUGAUAAAUGAGUUAUCAGAGAUGAGGAAACAGCUCCGUAGCGAAGAGAGGCGGCUGCAGGAACAGUUGCUAAAUGUGGCUAGUGAUGAUGAUAUACCAAUUACGCGUGGGAAGAGAGAGAAGAAUCCAAAAGACAUAUUUGAAAUGGCCAGGCUUCGUCUGCAGGCUCCAGUAAGGCGACCUUCAUCAAGGGAUGCACAAGAUCCUGUCAAUAUACAAAACAUCUGGGAUUUUAAUGAGCUAAAAUACAAAGAUUCUGAAACGCGCAUAGGCUUGAGACACAUGUACCCUGACCCUCCAAAAGAUGAUCAGACGCUAGAGAUUCAACAGCAGGCACUGUUGAGGGAGCAGCAGAAGAAACUUGACAGAAUGAGAAUGAGGAGAGAAACAGGAGAUGAUUCUGCUUCUGGCUGCAACCUACAAACCAUGGGACUGUUCAGAAAUGACUCUGAUGAGUUUUUGAAGAAUUCCCUGCUGGAAUCUGACAGUGCUUUUAUUGGUGCUAAUGGAGAAACAUUUCCAGCCUUAGGAGAAGUUAAUUUAUCAUCACAGCCUGCACCUUCUGCAAGGGAGAGGAGACGAAUAAGGAAGAAAGCAUUGGAGUGCACUGAAGAUGUUCCACGAGACCAGACCCCGUUGCUGCAGCCUGACAACUUCUCUUUGCACUCCAACUUCAGCCUUGAUGUCGAUCAGAUGAAGGGCAAAAAUGAGGAACGAUUGCGCAGACUGACUGAACUCCAGCAGAAGUCUGCUCACCUAGGUGACAACAUUUCCUUAGGGGACACGGAUGACCUGUUGAAGCGCUCUCCAUCCAAGGACGGCCAGCGGCCUGCUUCUGGUGACUCCAUUGCAACAGAGCCCUGGCUGCGCCCUGGCACUUCAGAAACGCUCCGAAGGUUCAUGGCCGAGCAGCCGAGCCCAGCAAAGCUUUCCCCCGAGAACACGCUGCUGCUCAGCUGGCAAGGCCUCUCAACCGCGCAUGGCUGAACCAAACCCGCCUCGACACCAGCUGUGCCUUUCCAUUGGGAACGGACUGUCCCGGCCCAUCACUACUGCACUUUUAUGGUCUCUCGUAGGGGUAGUUCUACUUCAUGUAAAUAGUGGGGAGCUCUCUGUGUGUAAUUUAAAUGAUAGCAAUAAUGAAGAAAGAGAAGCUGCAGCGUAAUGGAGACUCUCAGAGCAGGGAUGUUUACGCGUUACAUCACAGUGGAAUUGGAGUCAUAGUCCAGUGGUUUUUGCACUUUUUAUUCGAGUUAGUUUCAACCUCAGAGAUGAUUUACCAGAAAAAACUGUGUGUGUGUGUGUGUGUGAAUUUGAUAUUAAAUCAGAGUUAUUUUUUAGCUUUGUUUAUAGCCUAACUCAAAAACUGUUUGGAAAGAGGAGCCCAGCAGCAGGGGUAGAGGUUAAGCUUUUACCAAAAGAGUAAAUAACUUGUGAGGAGGGCACUUGCUCCUUUCAUAGUGAUGAGUGCCUGCUCUGCUCAAAAGGUCAGCAAACAGUUUUAUGGAAAAAAAAAAGUCUAUUAGCAUUGUAUCGUAUGUUUCUAACUUGUUAUGUGCUGGAACUGCAGAUAGUGUUGCAUAUAUUUAAUUUAUGUUUCUGAUUUAAGAGUUAAUAAAUUAUUUUGUUAUUAAAAACUGUGAAA
Molecule: messenger RNA, 4459 nt
Organism: Anas platyrhynchos (mallard)
Lineage: Eukaryota; Metazoa; Chordata; Aves; Anseriformes; Anatidae
Source: RefSeq, a predicted model, not a curated record